Messenger RNA from Mangifera indica (mango), 2221 nucleotides. RefSeq names its product DEAD-box ATP-dependent RNA helicase 42. The transcript is spliced from 11 exons. The record is from RefSeq and is a predicted model, not a curated record. The coding region runs from base 169 to 1920 and encodes 583 amino acids. NCBI's taxonomy places the organism in Eukaryota, Viridiplantae, Streptophyta, Magnoliopsida, Sapindales, Anacardiaceae.
UAUGUUGCCAACCACCUUUCCUCCCUAAAACUCAACGUCACCUCCACGAACUCCAGCUAAAAAUUCCGAGUCAACUCAGCAAAUAACAAGAUUGGAACUCAGAAACCCUAGUUUCGUUAAUUUUUCCGAAAAUAUUAGCUUUCUACUUCGGUGUUCGCCAAAUCAAAGAUGGGUAAGCUAAGCAGGAAGAAGCGCGAUGAUGACACAUCCUCAUCGUCUUCCUCUUCGUCUGGCUCCGACGAUUCUGAUUCUUCUCCUAGAAGGCGGCGGAGACACCGGAAAGAGCGGCAAAGAGGGUAUGAGAGGUCGAGGAGGGAGAGGGAGAGGGAGAGGGAGAGGAAGAGAGAGAAGAGGAAGAAUAGGGGGCGUGAAAAGGAGAGAAGCAGAAGAAAAUUGAGGAGAGAGGAGAAGAGGAAGAGGGAUCAUUCGUCGACUGAUGACGUGUCGAGGUCGGACUCUGAACAAGAGAGCUCUAGGAUGGAUCCCGAAGAAGUUGUUCGCAAUAUAUUAAGUGAGUUUGCUAACGUUGCAAGCGAUUUGAAACAGCUUCUGCAAAUGAUUGAUGAUGGGCAAGCUGUUGACAUACGAGGAAUAUCUGAGAGGUCUUUAAGUAAGCGUUUGAAGAAGUUGUUUGUUUCAUUGAAGUUGAAGGAGAGUGGAGAAGAAGUUUUUCUAAGGCCAGAAAAUGCUUGUCCUGUUUUGGAUGUUGUUGGAUCCAUCAUUCAAUCUCAUAUGGAGUCAAAGGAGCAGCAAGUUGAUCCUUCUGUGUCUAUGGAACAAGCACAUUCAGAAUUACCUGAGGCUGAAAAUAUACAAGUAAACGAUGAUAGUCGCUUGAAGAUGCCAAGUCCAAGGGAUGACUCUUGUGGUCCGAAAAGAAGGGUGAUUGGCCCUGAAAUGCCAUCAGCUGAGUUGCUUGCUGCAGCGGCCAAAUUAACUGAAGCUCAAGCUGAACUUAGAGAAGCUGAGUUGGAGGAAGAUACUGAACUGUUUGUAGGACCACCACCACCUGCAAUGGUUGCUGAAGCUGAAUCAGCAAAUGAGGCGGAGCGUUUUGAAGAGGUCACAAGAAUUAUGGGAGUUGAUGCUGAUUCCCCAUAUGAGGUGCUAGGUGCAAACCACAAUACACUGAUUAAUAACAUAAAGAAAAAGUACUGGAAGCUGUCUCUUUUGGUUCACCCAGACAAAUGUCCCCAUCCUCAAGCGCACCAAGCAUUCAUUAUAUUGAAUAAAGCUUUUAAAGAAAUACAAGAUCCAGAAAAGCGUAAAGUGUUGGACGAGAAAAUUAAACUCAAGGAAGAACAGGAGGCAUUUAAGGCUGAGUUGAAAGCAAUGCGUGAAGCUGCUCAGUGGAGAAGAUUGCAAGGUAUAUCAAUGGAGGGUGAUGAUGAGCUCUUGGCAGAAGUCGAAGUUAAAACAGCACCAAAAAGGGAUGAAUGGAUGACAACACUACCGCCUGAGAGAAAACCUGGCAUGACUAUGCAAUCAACAAAAUUCAGCAAGGGCACUAAAGAAGGUCGGGGUGACACCAGUGUCUGGACUGAUACCCCUUCUGAGAGAGCCCAGAAAGCUAAGAUGAACUAUUUGGAAGCAUAUAAUGCAGCUUCAGAACUUGCUUCAAAUGAACAAGAAAAGAAAAGGUCAAGUGCAGAUGCAGAUUUGGUGGAUAAAUACAAUAAAGAGAAGCGCUCAAAAUCAUUGGUUCAAAAGCAUCAAGAAGAAGCUCUAAGUCAUUCAAAGAAAAAGUCCAAACAGCCGGCACAAAAAGAAGAGUGGGUUGGCCAACAUCCAUGGAAGCCUUGGGAUCGUGAGAAGGACCUCUCUGCAGGGAGGCAAAAUGUAAAACUUGAUUCCGAAAACAUGGCUCAGGGUUUAACUUCCCGGUUCUCCUCAGGAAAUUUCCAAAGGAACUUCCUCUAGGCCAUGGAUGGGUGGCUUGCACAGGAGUCUUUCCUGGAAAUAUACCCCAAAAUAAGUCAUUUAUUCAAAUGAAAUUUGCAGGUUCAUAUCUAUUAUAUAUAACUUCUGUUAUAAUCUCAUUUCUUUUAGCAUUAUAUUUUUGAAAAAUAUCAAGGUAGAUGAUAAGGAAUCUCAAUCUUUACGAUCAGUACUGUUGUAGUUUAUAACCUCUCUAGUUGAUGUGUGCUGUAAAUGGCAAAACAUUACGACUCAAAACUAUUACCUAAAACAUUAUUUCAAUAACAAAAACCCUUGUAUUGUA